AUGCCAGGUGAUGAAAUAGCAAGAAGUCACAGCAGAGAGAGGGAUGGAAAAUGCUACAGCCAUGUAUGCGAGGAGAAUUGUAAGAAGACAUCCCGAAUUGAGACACCAUGUGAACGUACACCACCAACACCACCACCAACAACAACACCCCCACCAACCACCACAACAUGUGCCUGUUAUCACGAGGGAAGAGUGUAUAUGCCAGGUGAUGAAAUAGCAAGAAGUGACAGCAGAGAGAGGGAUGGAAAAUGCUACAGCCAUGUAUGCGAGGAGAAUUGUAAGAAGACAUCCCGAAUUGAGACACCAUGUGAACGUACACCACCAACACCACCACCAACAACAACACCCCCACCAACCACCACAACAUGUGCCUGUUAUCACGAGGGAAGAGUGUAUAUGCCAGGUGAUGAAAUAGCAAGAAGUGACAGCAGAGAGAGGGAUGGAAAAUGCUACAGCCAUGUAUGCGAGGAGAAUUGUAAGAAGACAUCCCGAAUUGAGACACCAUGUGAACGUACACCACCAACACCACCACCAACAACAACACCCCCACCAACCACCACAACAUGUGCCUGUUAUCACGAGGGAAGAGUGUAUAUGCCAGGUGAUGAAAUAGCAAGAAGUGACAGCAGAGAGAGGGAUGGAAAAUGCUACAGCCAUGUAUGCGAGGAGAAUUGUAAGAAGACAUCCCGAAUUGAGACACCAUGUGAACGUACACCACCAACACCACCACCAACAACAACACCCCCUCCAACCACCACAACAUGUGCCUGUUAUCACGAGGGAAGAGUGUAUAUGCCAGGUGAUGAAAUAGCAAGAAGUGACAGCAGAGAAAAGGAUGGAAAAUGCUACAGCCAUGUAUGUGAUGAAACUUGUAUAAAGACAUCCCGAAUUGAGACACCAUGUGAACGUACACCACCAACACCACCACCAACAACAACACCCCCUCCAACCACCACAACAUGUGCCUGUUAUCACGAGGGAAGAGUGUAUAUGCCAGGUGAUGAAAUAGCAAGAAGUGACAGCAGAGAAAGGGAUGGAAAAUGCUACAGCCAUGUAUGCACUGAGAAUUGUAAGAAGACAUCCCGAAUUGAGACACCAUGUGAACGUACACCACCAACACCACCACCAACAACAACACCCCCACCAACCACCACAACAUGUGCCUGUUAUCACGAGGGAAGAGUGUAUAUGCCAGGUGAUGAAAUAGCAAGAAGUGACAGCAGAGAAAAGGAUGGAAAAUGCUACAGCCAUGUAUGUGAUGAGACUUGUAUAAAGACAUCCCGAAUUGAGACACCAUGUGAACGUACACCACCAACACCACCACCAACAACAACACCCCCACCAACCACCACAACAUGUGCCUGUUAUCACGAGGGAAGAGUGUAUAUGCCAGGUGAUGAAAUAGCAAGAAGUGACAGCAGAGAAAAGGAUGGAAAAUGCUACAGCCAUGUAUGUGAUGAGACUUGUAUAAAGACAUCCCGAAUUGAGACACCAUGUGAACGUACACCACCAACACCACCACCAACAACAACACCCCCUCCAACCACCACAACAUGUGCCUGUUAUCACGAGGGAAGAGUGUAUAUGCCAGGUGAUGAAAUAGCAAGAAGUGACAGCAGAGAAAGGGAUGGAAAAUGCUACAGCCAUGUAUGCGAGGAGAAUUGUAAGAAGACAUCCCGAAUUGAGACACCAUGUGAACGUACACCACCAACACCACCACCAACAACAACACCCCCACCAACCACCACAACAUGUGCCUGUUAUCACGAGGGAAGAGUGUAUAUGCCAGGUGAUGAAAUAGCAAGAAGUGACAGCAGAGAAAGGGAUGGAAAAUGCUACAGCCAUGUAUGCGAUGAGGAUUGUUUGAAGACAUCCCGAAUUGAGACACCAUGUGAACGUACACCACCAACACCACCACCAACAACAACACCCCCUCCAACCACCACAACAUGUGCCUGUUAUCACGAGGGAAGAGUGUAUAUGCCAGGUGAUGAAAUAGCAAGAAGUGACAGCAGAGAAAGGGAUGGAAAAUGCUACAGCCAUGUAUGUGAUGAGACUUGUAAGAAGACAUCCCGAAUUGAGACACCAUGUGAACGUACACCACCAACACCACCACCAACAACAACACCCCCACCAACCACCACAACAUGUGCCUGUUAUCACGAAGGAAGAGUGUAUAUGCCAGGUGAUGAAAUAGCAAGAAGCGACAGCAGAGAAAAGGAUGGAAAAUGCUACAGCCACGUUUGCAACGAGAAUUGUAAGAAGACAUCCCGAAUUGAGACACCAUGUGAACGUACACCACCAACACCCCCACCAACAACAACACCCCCACCAACCACCACAACAUGUGCCUGUUAUCACGAGGGAAGAGUGUAUAUGCCAGGUGAUGAAAUAGCAAGAAGCGACAGCAGAGAAAGGGAUGGAAAAUGCUACAGCCAUGUAUGUGAAGAGAAUUGUAAGAAGACAUCCCGAAUUGAGACACCAUGUGAACGUACACCACCACCACCAACAACAACACCCCCACCAACCACCACAACAUGUGCCUGUUAUCACGAGGGAAGAGUGUAUAUGCCAGGUGAUGAAAUAGCAAGAAGCGACAGCAGAGAAAGGGAUGGAAAAUGCUACAGCCAUGUAUGUGAAGAGACUUGUAAGAAGACAUCCCGAAUUGAGACACCAUGUGAACGCACACCACCACCACCAAGUAAAUAG
This is a messenger RNA of Xenopus tropicalis (tropical clawed frog), 2709 nucleotides long. Its product is annotated as kielin/chordin-like protein. The record is from RefSeq and is a predicted model, not a curated record. NCBI's taxonomy places the organism in Eukaryota, Metazoa, Chordata, Amphibia, Anura, Pipidae. The transcript has 28 exons. Bases 1 to 2709 code for a protein of 902 amino acids.